Molecule: messenger RNA, 522 nt
Organism: Aspergillus ibericus CBS 121593
Lineage: Eukaryota; Fungi; Ascomycota; Eurotiomycetes; Eurotiales; Aspergillaceae
Exons: 1
Coding region: 35-391 (118 amino acids)
Source: RefSeq, a predicted model, not a curated record
CAACCCCAUCGACCGCUCUCUCUUGAACUUAGAUAUGGGUCAUGACUCUUGCCGCUCCCAUCAAAAGUGGCAUCGUGGUUGUGUAACCUGCAAGCGUCGCCAUGUCAAUUAUGACGAAAGCCCGCCAUGCGGGUGCCGGGAACAGCGUCCGAAUACGCCUGUAUCAGUUUUCGUCUCUAAGCGUCACCUUCAACUUCAGAUCAAGCCCGGCCUUUCCUCUCCAAUGACAGAGAGAAGGGGAAACACCCCGCUUUGCCAGGCGAUCGUGGCCGGUUGGACCUCUAACCCAUGCGUCGAUAGCCGACGGCGACAUACCGGAGCUGCUGUACCCCGUGGUCCAACGACGAUAGAAUCUGAUAGUAAACGGCCCCAUUCUUGGCCCCCAGCAUAAACUUCUCUGAUAUGGCCUGUCCGCGCUUGCCACGAUGCUACCAGUGUUUCGGACCAAGACAACCCUAGUCACGAACAAUAGAUCAACAUAGCCAUCGAGUAUCCCCCUUGCGUUGAGCGACCAUCGGUCUC